Molecule: messenger RNA, 1605 nt
Organism: Penicillium subrubescens
Lineage: Eukaryota; Fungi; Ascomycota; Eurotiomycetes; Eurotiales; Aspergillaceae
Exons: 1
Coding region: 1-1605 (534 amino acids)
Source: RefSeq, a predicted model, not a curated record
AUGUCGCUUCCCCUGGACUUUCUCUCGGCGGCUGGACAUGAGAUUACAGCACACCCCACGCCGGAUUCGCGUGCCUUGGGAUCCCGACCUGUGUACAAAAAUGAAGUCCCAACACCACCUGUGCCUUCUCGUGAUGAUCUUAUACCCGUAUCACCCUCAUCACCACCGCUAGAACCAUCACCAAUGUCACCGUCACCCCAUCCGCCGAUUCCCCAGUUGCAAAGAGAAUAUACACGCCGCCGCCUGUUACCACCGGCCAUGACGGAUUCUCAACUGUGCAUAGAUUGGAACUCAUCACCACUUACUCCAUUUAGUUUUUUUGUGGCCCCUGAACCGUGCACAUCUCCCAAGCGAUUCUCUCGGUUCAUGGACUUGCCACUGGAAAUUCAUCGGAUAAUCUUUCAAUCUUGCGACACGCCAACGCUUUUUCAUCUCAUGCAUACAUCACUUUACACUAGAUCCGAAUGCUCAAAAUUGUUCUGGCAGUCUGGGGAUAAUGUAUGGUAUCAGCCUGAUAAUGCCUACCAAAUUUUUGACUACAAAGCCUCCCCGACCUACCACUGCCAUGAUUUCGCAUCGCGGAUCACGCAUUUGGAACUUCCUCUUCACCUCGUCGACUAUCACGUGAUGGCGAUUACAGGACGUGAAUUCUGGGAUAGGGUACAAGAGCUAUUCCCCUCGGCGCGUAAUGUGGUCCUGAGCAGCAGCAGUGAGCUGAGAGGACGGCAGCACUUUAUAAUUCGCGACCCGUCCUUGUUCACUUCCGAACUGGUGGAGCUUGCACCACCAAAUAUCACCCCCUUCGUGGCCAUGAGGCCCCCACGUGAGGACAACGAGGACGAGGAGGGUUUACGGUACAGACUUUGGCAGGUGAAAGCGCACAGCUGGAACCUCAUCCAAGACACCUGGACACCCAUGCGAGUCAUGCUUCCGCCAAAGAAAGUCCCAUGCGGUUUACUGAACGACUUUCUCAGAAGUGAUUGGCUUAUCGGUAUCGCGUUGUGCGAAAUGAGAGCCAUAAGCUGGCUAAAACUGGAAACAUAUGCGCGUUAUUCGGACAGAAGAGGAUUCGAAUGCCCAGACCCCGAGUGCAAAUCAUUGAAAUUUUACAAUUUGAAAGAAUUCAAGAAACAUAUUUUGAAAGAGUGCCGAGGAAGCCCCUUGUUUACUCGUGACCUGGACUCGGUGCUGGGCAGGACCACCCCAGAAGACUUCAAGGGCGUUCUUGACCGGGAUUUGGUGGUGUGCCAUCGAAACACCCCAGUCGAGCGCAAGGCUAUUAUUGACACGAAACAACGUCGUGUAGACAAGUUGGUGUCUAUUAGAAAUGCAUUGAAGGAUGGAUUGCGUGACCAGUACCGCAGACCAGGAGAAGCAAAACUUCAGUUCGAAGAAGCUCUCACUGCCCAAAUGAAGGAGCAUGGAUAUCUCACACCGGAUGAGCAAAUUUGGGAUGCUUACUUAUGGACUGAUUGCGAUGAAGAUCUUUUUGAAUUUGAUGAUUCGCAGUAUCCUGAUGCAAAAGACAUCGAUCCGGAGUGCCCCGAGGAAGAAUGCUUGGAUCGUGAUUAUGCUGGGGAAGAAUAUUUCGAAUACCCAAAUUAG